UACACAUAACAUACGUAUCAAGAGUUUUUUUUUUUUAUCAGGUAAAAAAAUAAGUUUCAAAUCAAAUGGCCAGUCGUGGUGCAACUAGUGUUAUCACCGCCACGACUGGCAUUAUUCAUACCUCUGUAACGUCAACGGUAACGGCAUUGCAAACAAUCACCAAUGUGUUCAACGUUAGCUCCGUGCACUCAAACAACGUGAACAUCUCAAACAACACGCACAUCGGACUCGGAGCUGCCGGUGGUGGAGGCGCCACUGGAAACGAUGGUAACGGGCCGGAUGGCGAAGCAGCCAAACCAAUGUAUCCGCGUCUAUUCAACAAAAUUGUGCUAACGUUGGAGAACAGUCUCAUACCCGAGGAGAAAAUUGAUGUGACGCCGUCCAGUCAGGACGGACUCGAUCAUGAAACGGAAAAGGAUCUGCGCAUACUUGGCUGUGAGCUAAUACAAACGGCGGGCAUACUGCUGCGCUUGCCCCAAGUGGCCAUGGCCACUGGCCAAGUGCUUUUUCAGCGCUUCUUUUACUCGAAGAGCUUUGUGCGCCACAAUAUGGAAACGGUCGCCAUGAGCUGUGUGUGCCUCGCCUCCAAAAUAGAGGAGGCACCGCGUCGCAUACGCGAUGUCAUCAACGUCUUCCAUCAUAUCAAGCAAGUGCGCGCACAAAAGGAAAUAGCGCCCAUGGUGCUGGAUCAGUACUAUACGAAUAUGAAGACUCAGGUUAUCAAAGCGGAGCGUCGUGUGCUCAAGGAACUUGGCUUUUGUGUGCAUGUGAAGCAUCCGCAUAAGCUGAUUGUCAUGUAUCUGCAGGUGCUGCAGUAUGAGAAGCACGAGAAACUGAUGCAAAUGUCGUGGAACUUUAUGAACGAUUCGCUGCGCACGGAUGUCUUCAUGCGCUAUACGCCAGAGGCGAUUGCCUGUGCCUGCAUUUAUUUGAGCGCACGUAAGCUCAAUAUACCGCUGCCGCAUAAUCCGCCGUGGUUUGGUAUAUUUCGUGUGCCAAUGGCCAAUAUCACGGAUAUUUGUUAUCGCGUGAUGGAGCUUUAUACGCGCGCCAAGCCGGUUGUGGAGAAGCUCGAAGCGGCCGUCGAGGAGCUGAAGAAGCGUUAUAUCGAUGCACGCAACAAGACCAAGGAGGCAAAUACACCGCCUGCUGUCAUCACGGUAGAUCGCAAUAAUGGCUCUCACAAUGCCUGGGGUGGCUUUAUACAGCGUGCCAUGCCGCUGCCCACAGAGAAGUCGCCAAAGAAGGACUCCCGUUCACAUUCACGAUCCCGGACACGCACGCAAUCACGUUCGCCACGCUCACGUACGCGCAGUCAUUCGCCAAGUCGCGAGCGAUCGAAAAAAUCGCAUCGUGAUCGUGAUCGGGAUCGGGAUCGAGAUAGGGACCGUGACCGCGAACGUGAUCGAGAACGUGAUCGUGACAGGAGUCGCUCGUCUAGAUCUCGCUCGCGGUCAGCGCCCAAACACAAAAAGAAAUCGCGUCACUAUUCGCGCUCGCCCACGCGCUCCAGUUCGCCGCACAGCAAGCACCGGAAGAGGAAAUCGUCGAGAGAGCGCUCCGAUUACUAUGUGAAAAAGGAACGCUCCAGCAAUACGGGCAACAACAACAUCAGCGAUAGCGACAAGUACCGCAACUCCAGUUCCAAUACGGGCAAAUCCCACAAUCGCUACUCGCAUCGUGGCAGUGGUGGGGGUGGCGGAGGAGGAGGAGGCAGCGUCGGUGGUGGUGGUGGUGGUCAUAAUAGCCGAGGUGGGCACAAGCAUCGCGAGAGCGAUCGGGCUAGAGAUCGCAAACGUUGAUGAAAACUCUA
This is a messenger RNA of Drosophila novamexicana, 1813 nucleotides long. Its product is annotated as cyclin-L1. Gene Ontology annotation, molecular function: cyclin-dependent protein serine/threonine kinase regulator activity. Lineage: Eukaryota; Metazoa; Arthropoda; Insecta; Diptera; Drosophilidae. The record is from RefSeq and is a predicted model, not a curated record. Bases 66 to 1802 code for a protein of 578 amino acids. The transcript is spliced from 3 exons. Gene Ontology annotation, cellular component: nucleus. Gene Ontology annotation, biological process: regulation of transcription by RNA polymerase II.